This is a messenger RNA of Eimeria acervulina, 1716 nucleotides long. RefSeq lists its product as hypothetical. The transcript is spliced from 5 exons. NCBI's taxonomy places the organism in Eukaryota, Apicomplexa, Conoidasida, Eucoccidiorida, Eimeriidae. The record is from RefSeq and is a predicted model, not a curated record. The coding region runs from base 1 to 1716 and encodes 571 amino acids.
AUGGUGGAGAUAAGAAUCGCUCAGACUUCUUCUACUGUCGAUGCAGCAAAGCCGGUGGAGCCUCCUUUAUUAAGGGGGCCCCUAGAGCAGCCUCGGCUGUCGGAUGGUUCUGCUGCUGCUGCUGCUGCUGCUGUUGCUGCGCUGCAGGGGCGUCUUCAGGGUCCCAUGCCUGGCGCUCCCAUCACAGCAGCACAGCAACAGCAGCAGCAGCAGCAGCAGCAACAAAAGCAGCAGCAACAGCAGCAGCAGCAACAACUACCCUGCUGCCGCCGCAGCAGCAAUACUGCUACCAGCACAGCAGAACGGCUUGUUGACCGCUCUAUGGAGUUGGGGGGCCUCGGGAGGGGUAUUUGCUGCAUCUCUGCAGUUACGAACAGCAACAGCAGCAACAGCAGCAGCAGCAUCAGCAGCAGAAGUGCUGCAACUAAGCGCCGCAUUGGCGGGGAGACCGAAGGCGCGUGCAGUUUGUCUCAAAUUAAGGCAUCAUCAUCAUCAUCAGCAGCAGCAGCAGCAGCAGCAGCAGCAGCAGGUGGUGCUGCUGCUGCAACAACAGCAGCACACGGAGGCGUCUCUGCGUGUGCUGCUUCCUCCUCCACUGCAGCAGCAGUCCCCACUACAUCAGCAGCAGCAGCAGCACCAGAAACAUCAGCAACAGCAACAGCAACAGCAGGAACAGCAGCAGCAGCAGCAGCAGCAGCAGGAAGAGAAGAAGGUCAAGGGGUGUGUGGGGUGUUGGCGUUUGGUGUAAAUUUCUUCGCUUCGCGAUAUCUCUUCGAUUUGUCUACCUAUGAAGGCGCAGUGAACAUGUUCUGGCUGGUCUUUGGAACGAGCGCGGGUACAUCGUGCAUCUCAGCGUUUUUGCUGCUGCUGCUGCUGCAGCAGUCAUGGGCUCGUCAAGGUUUGCAGCGGUACUGGGAGGCGAAGCGAGGGCGUUCUGCUGCUGCAGCAGCAGCAGCUGCAGCAGCAGCAGCAGCAGCAGAGGAGAAUUGUUGCGGCACCCGCUGCGGUGUGUGGUCGUUGAGGUGUGCAUGCGGGGGAGCAGCAAAGACAGAGCAGCAGCAGCAGCAGCAGCAGCAGAAGCACGAGAGCCCUUGGCAGCGGUUUGUAAGACGAUGGACAGGAAGAUAUGCUGCUGCAGCAGAAGCAGCAACAGCACUGCGUGCAGCAGGAGACGCCCGAACGCAAGAAUUGGUUGUCAUUAGCAACGGGGCCCCUCGGAGCAGCAGCAGCAGGAGCAGCAGGAAGAGCAGCAGCAGCAGCUUCUGGCGGUUGCAGCAACCUGUUGAGUGGCCAACUGCAGCAGAGACUGUAGCAGGAGCAGCAGCAGCAGCAACAGCAGCAGCACCAGCAGCAACAGGAGAAGCAUCAGGAGGAAGAGCAGGAACAGCAGAACAAGAGCAACAAGUCCUUACCUUUACUAACAUACCAACAGCAGCAGCGCCAACAUCAGCAGUAGCAGCAGCAGCAGCAGCGGCGGCAGCGACGGCAGCAACAGCAGCACCAGCAGCAGCGGCGACGGCAGCAGCAGCAGCAGCACCAGCAGCAGCAGCACCACCGACGGCAGCAGCAACGGCAGCGGCAGAGAAGAUGGCAGCAAGCCAGCAGCAGCAGCAGCAGCAGCUGCAGCAACAGCGGCAGCAGCAGCAGCAGCAGCAGCAGCAACUGCGCAAGGAAGAAGUACUUGGAGACGUUUCAGUUAACUCAGGGGACCCCUGA